GUAGGCCUAUAUACUUCAGGUGUUGGUAAUGAAGAAAGUAAACAGAAGGCUCACAGUAUAAUGAACAACGGUUUACACAUAAGGAAAGCACUACACUUAAUUUAAGUUUAGUUUCUUUCUGGUUUGAGUAUCCAAAGAGUGCAUACUGCUGUUGUUUCUUUGGGUGAGACAUUUUACCCGUAAUAAUUAUCAUGAUGUGAUGUGUAAGUGAGUGGUUGGAGAAGUGAAACUUUAGUGCAGAAUGGUAACCACACUGCCCAGAGCAGCUGUGGCCAUCACUGACUCUGGGGAGCGAGUGAUACCUGUUUGACAGCGCUCUGACAACCUCAAAAAGUGCAAUACAAAACCAGGCCAUGGUUAUUAUUUUUCAUUAACUCUGAACAAGAGAAUCAGUCAUCUUUGGUUCAAAGAUAACUGACAGGUCAUUCAGGCGUGUGGAGAAAAGGCAUGUCUUGGCAUUCAUAUAUUUGUUUCAGUUGUCUUAGCUCAUCUAUGUCGCUCUUAAAAAACUUGAUAUGGCUUUUGCACAGUAAUGUUUGUUCAUAAAUGAUGAGUAGAUAACUUCUUCCUUAUACACAGUUUACUGUAAGAGCUUCUUAUCCAAACCUCUGGCAUUUGAGUGUCAUUCCAGAGGGUUUUGAGGCUGUCCCUUACACACGCAUGACUUCACCAAGUGCAGUCUGUUCCUGACAAUUAUGCAAGUCAGGGCAGCUACAGCUAAGCACACGCACAUCCUACACACACUAUGACAGUAUCCACAGAGUAGUCCUGUGGUCCUCCAGUGGUCAGAGAUUGUACUGCAAGUCAAAAUUCCUGUGACUGACCUCUGGCCUUUUCUAGAAGGCUACGAAGGCUACAUGUCAGAGCUUCACAGAAUGAUUAGAAGAGAUAUUGAUAGAGACAAACUUGAAUUGUCCCUUGUCUGACUGCAAAAAAAGUAUAUUCAAUAAAUAAGAAGGCAGUUUACAGAGAGUCAAGUAAGGCAAAAAGUAAGUCAAGAAAGUUUGUAAUAGUUCAACAUGUGCCAAACGUUUUGUAACUUGGGAUCAGGACAUUUCAUGCUUAUGAGACAAGGGUUGGGAAUUUAGUUGACAAAACACUUAAUAAGUUACACUACAUCCAAAUCUUUGCCUCCCUCCUCUUCAUAUUCACUCAGUCCUAUGAACACAUCAGCCCUGUCCUCCAGAACCUGCCUCCUCUUAGAUGUGUUCCAGCCCCACACUCCAUCUCACUCCCUCCGCUCCUCUGACACCAGCCUUCUGUCCCUUCUCUGUGGGACCUAUCGCUCCGAACCUGGGGAGACAGAGCCUUCUCCAUCGCCACCCCCACCCUCUGGAAUUCACUACUUCAGCAACUCUGCUCAGUGCCCUGCAGACAGCAGUAUGCACACACACAUGCCCUGUGUUAUAGACUGAGCUAAGAUGUCCGACAUGCAAGAUGCACUGCUGCUGGGGUCUGAGGGCAUCAGGAAGACUAUUCUGCAUGGAGGAGCAGGAGACAUCCCCAAGUUCUGCACAGGGACCAAGGUGACUUUCCACUUCAGGACACAGUUGUGUGAUGAUGAGCGGACGGCGAUAGAUGACAGUAAAGUUGUAGGAACACCGAUGGAGAUAGUGAUCGGAAACAUGUUUAAGCUGGACAUCUGGGAGACACUGCUGGCUUCUAUGAGGGUCGGAGAGGUGGCCGAGUUCUGGUGUGAUACAAUUCACACUGGCGUUUAUCCACUUGUGGCCAAAAGUAUGAGACGAAUAGCAGAAGGCAAAGACCCAGUGGAGUGGCAGAUGCACACGUGUGGAAUGGCCAAUAUGUUUGCUUACCACAGUCUUGGCUACGAGGACCUGGACGAACUCAUGAAGGACCCCAAACCAUUAUACUUUGUUUUUGAGCUGAUCAGGGUCCAGCAGCCAAACGAGUAUAAUAGGGAGUCUUGGGCAUUGAAUGACGAAGAGAGGUUGAAGGUGGUGCCGGUUUUGCAUGGCCAAGGCAAUAAGCUCUUCAAGCAGGGCCACUACCCAGAGGCAGCUCAGAAGUACAAAGAAGCCAUCAUCUGCCUGAAAAACGUACAGACCAAGGAGAAAGCAUGGGAGGCUCCGUGGUUAAAGCUGGAGAAGAUGUCCAACACUUUAACUCUGAACUACUGCCAGUGUCUGCUGCGCAUGGAGGAGUACUAUGAGGUCAUCGAGCAUACUAGUGACAUUAUCAACCAGCACCCGGGUGUGGCAAAAGCGUAUUACCUGAGAGGAAAAGCCCAUAAGGAGGUGUGGAACGAGGCAGAGGCCAGGCAGGACUUCAGCAGAGUGCUGGAGCUUGAUCCUGGGAUGAAGAAGUCUGUGAACAAGGAACUGGCUAUGCUGAACAUACGCAUGGAGGAGAAAAACCAGGAGGACAAGCAAAAAUACAAGGGCAUGUUUUAAACGAU
Messenger RNA from Boleophthalmus pectinirostris (great blue-spotted mudskipper), 2419 nucleotides. RefSeq names its product aryl hydrocarbon receptor interacting protein-like 1 (gene aipl1). The transcript has 7 exons. Gene Ontology annotation, molecular function: protein binding; peptidyl-prolyl cis-trans isomerase activity. NCBI's taxonomy places the organism in Eukaryota, Metazoa, Chordata, Actinopteri, Gobiiformes, Gobiidae. The record is from RefSeq and is a predicted model, not a curated record. Bases 1422 to 2414 code for a protein of 330 amino acids.